CUGUAGCCAGCAGCAUUCAAACCUUGCAGACUUUUGCUCUCUGAGAUUUUCUAAUAAGACAUACUCUUCUUACAACAGUUAAUGCUACAACAUAGCAAAAAAACUUAAUUUUUGGAAGAACAGUUAAUUCAUUUUGACACGGUGCACAGCAAAGUAAACUCGGUGGCCUCUUGUUCUCCACCCCUCAACAUGAUAGCAAUCUCUGCCGUCAGCAGUGCGCUCAUGUUCUCCCUUCUCUGUGAAGCAAGUACCGUCAUCUUACUCAAUUCCACUGACUCAUCCCCGCCAACCAAUAAUUUCACUGAUAUUGAAGCAGCUCUACAAGCACAGCUAGAUUCUGCGGAUCUCCCCAAAGCCAGGCGGAAACGCUACAUUUCGCAGAAUGACAUGAUCGCCAUUCUUGAUUAUCAUAAUCAAGUUCGGGGAAAAGUGUUUCCACCAGCAGCAAACAUGGAAUAUAUGGUUUGGGAUGAAAAUCUUGCAAAAUCUGCAGAGGCUUGGGCAGCUACUUGCAUUUGGGACCAUGGACCUUCUUAUUUACUGAGAUUUUUGGGCCAAAAUCUAUCUGUACGAACUGGAAGGUACCGCUCCAUUCUUCAGUUGGUCAAACCAUGGUAUGAUGAAGUGAAAGAUUAUGCUUUUCCAUACCCUCAGGAUUGCAACCCUAGAUGUCCGAUGAGAUGUUUUGGUCCCAUGUGUACACAUUAUACUCAGAUGGUUUGGGCCACUUCCAAUCGGAUAGGAUGUGCAAUUAAUACUUGCCAAAACAUGAAUGUUUGGGGGUCUGUAUGGCGACGUGCAGUGUACUUGGUUUGCAACUAUGCCCCAAAGGGCAACUGGAUUGGUGAAGCACCAUAUAAAGUAGGGGUACCAUGUUCAUCAUGUCCUCCAAGUUAUGGUGGAUCUUGUACUGACAACCUGUGUUUUCCAGGAGUAACGUCAAACUACCUAUACUGGUUUAAAUAAGCUUACUAUUCCACCAGGGGAUAAUGGUUUGAGGGAACACAGGCAUAAAUAUAUAUUGAAUUUUGCACAUAUUAUACAUAUUUUAUGAUUAUCUUGUUAUUCUUUUACAAUUCAUUUGUAUAAAUGUUUGUCUAGUGUGUUUGUUUUAAUUCUGUGGGAUAAUCAACAUAUCUAUUUCUAUUUUUGACCUCUAAUCGCACAU
Ochotona princeps (American pika) is the source of this 1168-nucleotide messenger RNA. It is a transcript of the gene PI15, whose product is annotated as peptidase inhibitor 15. The transcript is spliced from 6 exons. NCBI's taxonomy places the organism in Eukaryota, Metazoa, Chordata, Mammalia, Lagomorpha, Ochotonidae. The record is from RefSeq and is a predicted model, not a curated record. Bases 190 to 966 code for a protein of 258 amino acids. Gene Ontology annotation, cellular component: extracellular region.